ACUUUCCAUCAAUCAUCAUCAUUAUGAAACGAAUACCCACUAUCCUUCGUCAUAAUCUUGUCACCACAGACAUGGAUAGAUAGAUGGAUAGAUAGAGAGAGAGAAACAGAGAAAUAGAUAUCUAGAUAGAGAGAGAAACAGAGGAGAGAGAGAGAUGGGCGGCAGCGGUGGUGGUGAGAAGAAGGUGGAGGUGGUUGAGAGCAAGGAAUGGUAUUUAGCUGCCUAUGCACCAGAAGGUGUUCCGACGUCUGAUCAUCUCAAACUUCGCACCGUAACCUUAUCACUCGCCGUUGAUUCAAUCCCUGAUGGACACGUGGCUGUUCAGCUACUCUGGACUUCCACCGAACCAUACCUCCGGACCAUAAUGACCGGCGUCGAGGAAGGAGGACUCUACUUUCCCCAAAUUCCCCUCAACAAGGUGAUCACAACAUUUGGGGUAGGAAGAGUGAUUGUGUCCAAAGACGGUAAAUUUAGUGAGGGUGAGAUCGUGGUCAAUCCCUUCUUUCCAGUUGCUGAAUAUAGUGUGGUAGCAUCUCAUUUCCUUAGAAAAACUGAUCCAACUGCUGGGAUUCCACUGCCUGAGUACCUUAGUUCUCUUGGACUACCUGGGUUUUCUGCAUGGGUUGGGAUAGAAGUACUAGGGAAGCCAAAACCGGGUUCGAAUGUAUUUAUAUCAGCGUGCGCUGGAGCCGUCGGGAUGAUCGCCGGACAGUUGGCUAAACUUAAAGGCUGCCGAGUCAUCGGAAGCACCGGAUCAGAUAACAAGGUUAAGCUAUCAAAGGAGAAAUUCGGAUAUGAUGAUGCAUUCAACUACAACAAAGAAACUGAUUUCGAUGCUGCUUUGAGCAAGUACUGCCCUAAUGGCAUUGAUAUUUACCUCGACAACGUUGGAGGUAAGAUGCUUGAGGCUGUCCUUAACCAUGUCAAUAAGGGUGCUCAUAUUCCAGUCUGUGGGAUGAUAUCUCAAUAUAACAAGACUUGGACAGAGAGAGAAGGGGUGAGGAACCUACUCAAUAUAGUUGGUAAAGAAGUAAAGAUCGAAGGGUUUUUGGUGGGUACAUAUAUGAAUCGCAUGGGGGAGUUCAUGAAAGAGAUGGAGGGCUACAUAAAAGAAAAAAAGAUUAGUUCGGAACACAAAAUUUAUAAUGGGAUCGAGAGCUUCUUGGAGGGCUUUGCAUCCAUCUUCUCUACCUCUAAUGUUGGUAAAGUUAUAAUUCAAGUUGCUGCAUAGAGUGCUGAAGGUCACUCCACUCUUAUCGUUCAGGUUCCUAAUUAAUCGGUACUUCUGUGUUGCUGUUUAUUUUGUUCAUGGAAUUGGCUUUAGCACCUUGCAAAUGCUUCUUAUAAACUACUUUUACAUAUUAUUAUUGAAUAAUUAAUGCAGUCUGCAUUUGUAUGUUCUUACCAAAAAAUUGAUAUUGUUGCAAAAACCUACAUGUUACAUAUAGUUUUGUUCCCCCUUUUUAUUAGGGUGAAACCUA
Molecule: messenger RNA, 1481 nt
Organism: Cornus florida
Lineage: Eukaryota; Viridiplantae; Streptophyta; Magnoliopsida; Cornales; Cornaceae
Product: 2-alkenal reductase (NADP(+)-dependent)-like
Exons: 6
Coding region: 155-1231 (358 amino acids)
Molecular function (GO): 2-alkenal reductase [NAD(P)H] activity
Source: RefSeq, a predicted model, not a curated record